Ceutorhynchus assimilis (cabbage seed weevil) is the source of this 1522-nucleotide messenger RNA. Lineage: Eukaryota; Metazoa; Arthropoda; Insecta; Coleoptera; Curculionidae. The record is from the annotation of a GenBank genome assembly.
UGUUGUAUUUUUGUCUCUUUCUUAAACAAGCUGGUAGACAAAGAUACGGAUACACUCAGUGCCCACUAAACCUUCCAAAAGAAAUCGCCAUUAUUUUUUAUUGACAUUGACAGUGACAGUAGUGGGUUUUGCUUUUGGCUGGGUUUAUUUAGAGAAAAAUUAAAAAAUAGUCGAUAAACCUAUAAAUAAUUCAGUUCAAUAUAAUUGUGUAAAACCUUCCUAGGUUCUGCAAUGUCUCGAUAUAAUUCGGAUAGUAAAGUUUACGUUGGAGAUCUUGGAAACAGCGCCUCCAAACAAGAAAUCGAAGACGCGUUCAGGUACUAUGGCCAUCUUAGGAAUGUUUGGGUUGCCAGAAACCCGCCCGGUUUCGCCUUUGUGGAGUUUGAAGAUGUCCGAGACGCCGAAGAUGCUGUUAGGGGUUUAGAUGGAAGAAGCAUUUGUGGAAGAAGGGCCAGAGUGGAAAUGUCCAACGCUAAAGCCGCCAGCAAGCGUAGCCGUGGCGGACCUCCGCCAAGAUCCAGAGGACGUCCAUUUCAUCCUGAGGAUCGCUGCUACGAAUGCGGCGACCGCGGACAUUACGCUAGAGAUUGCGGAAAAUAUAGGAGAAGCCGCAGGAACAGGUCUCGUAGCAGAUCCAGGAGCCGUUCCCGUGAUCGUCGUUCAAGGUCUCGCAGCAACUCGAGAUCUCGUAGCCGUUCCAGGUCGCGCAGAUCCAGAUCAGCUUCGAAGAAAAGUAGAUCGAGGUCUCGUUCGAAUAAUAGAGAAGACAGGCGCUCCAGGUCUCAUUCUCGCUCUCGAGGCCGGUCUGUACCCAAGGAAAAUGGGAAAGAAUAGUUGCUUACGGUUUUAGAAGGCUGGAGCAAUCAGGUUAUUGGAAAUGUGUAUUUGGCAAAUAAUUUUUUUGACUGAGUUUUGAGGGUUUUAAUUUUAGUAUUACAUUAUUUACUUACUGACAUAGUUUAAGCAGUAACUGCAAUUUAUAUAAGCUUUUAAUUCGACUUAUUCUUUUAAUCUGAUUGUUUGCCUUUUAAUUUUUUUUUUUCUAUUUGAAAUUGUAUUCACUUGCAUUUUUUUUUGGUUUAUUUUCUUUUGAUCAGAUCCAAGCCAGUUCUUGAAACAAUUUCGCACAAGUCUCUAGUAUUAUGUGCAGGAACUACAUUGUACAAGUUUUGUAAUUGAUUCUAGAACUGAUUUUGAUUAGAACUAGAAAUUUUCGUGUAAUUGUAUGUUGUAAGUAAGUUUAAAUUAGAUGCUUUAGAAGUAUGUAAGUAUUGUUUUAUUUUCCUAUUCAUUUUUGAAGUCAAGAGAAGAUUUUGGAUGUGAGUGAAUUGAACACAGAAAAUUAUCCAUCAUCACAGUAGGUAAAUCUAAAUCAUAAGGUUCUUCUUACUAAAACGAUGAAAUUUCAAAAAAAAAAUUGUUGAGAUUUUGUGUCCUAAUAGUCCUUUGAGAUCCCCCCAUCUCCAUACACUAAGUUAUUCUGAGAUUUGGACCCAGAUUCUGUGAAAAAUGGCACUCAGAA